AUGGUGAAACAGACGAUACAGAUAUAUGGUCGCAUUAAACCCUCCAAGAAAACUACAGCGGUGUACUCUGUGGACAAUGGUGAGCCGACAGGUGCCUCUUUGGAGUUUCUGGUGCCCAGGGACGUGGCUGAAGGCUUUGUUAACAACAAGAGGGAGUGCUACAAGUUCAGGUUCCUAAAGGUUUUUGAUCAAGCUGUCAAACAAGAAGAGAUAUUUGAAAACAUUGCCAAACCAGUUGCAGACAGUGUGUUGGGUGGGUAUAAUGGCACCAUAUUCGCCUAUGGCCAGACGGGCAGUGGGAAGACCUUCACCAUCACAGGAGGGGCCGAGCGCUACAGCGAUCGCGGCAUUAUUCCUCGAACCCUCUCCUACCUGUUCGAACGCUUCUCCCAGGACAGCAGUAUGGUGUACACCACACACAUUUCCUACUUGGAGAUCUAUAACGAGAUGGGAUAUGACCUUCUGGAUUCCCGACAUGAAGCAUCUCGACUGGAGGACCUGCCAAAGGUACUGAUUAUGGAAGAUCCAGACCAGAACAUCCAUUUGAGGAACCUGUCCCUGCAGCAGUCAGCCAAUGAGGAGGAGGCUCUGAACCUGCUCUUCCUGGGUGACACCAAUCGUAUGAUUGCAGAGACUCCGAUGAACCAGGCAUCCACGCGGUCCCACUGCAUUUUCACUGUGCACGUCUGCAGACGUGAGCCGGGCUCGGCCACCCUGCGGCGCUCCAAGCUCCACCUGGUGGACCUGGCCGGAUCGGAUAGAGUUAGCAAGACUGGCCUGAAUGGGCAGCUGCUCACUGAGGCCAAGUACAUCAACCUCUCCCUCCACUACUUGGAGCAGGUGAUCAUAGCUUUGUCAGAGAGGAACCGCUCCCAUAUCCCCUACAGGAACUCCAUGUUGACUUCUGUGUUGAGGGACAGCCUUGGGGGCAACUGCAUGACUACCAUGAUUGCCACAAUGGCAGUAGACAAGAGGAACCUUGAUGAGUCCAUCUCUACGUGUCGCUUUGCUCAGCGCGUGGCCCUCAUCAAGAACGAGGCGAUACUGAAUGAAGAACUGGAUCCUGUCCUGCUAAUAGCCCGUUUGAAGAGGGAGAUCCAGUCUCUGAAGGAAGAGCUGGCCAUGUUGACAGGAGAACAGAGAGACGAGCAGCUAACUGUGGAGGAGAUCCAGAGGUUGGAAGAGUUAGUCAAGGCCUACCUGGAGGACCCUGAUCCAGAUGUGACACUAUCUUUGGGACCAGACAUGAGAAAAAUCCAGCACUGUUUCACCCUGCUGAAGAUAAUGAUCAUGGACAAGCAAAGUGGAGGAAAUAGACACAGUGACGGGCAAGCAUCACCAGCAGCAACAGUGGCAGUGAUUCAAGAGAGCCACCACUGUGCAGCAGAAGUGACCAAACUAAAGGAGAUGAUGACGCAACGGGAUAACGAGAUCAGUGUCCUCGUUAAGAUGCUGAAGAAGGAGAAAAAAAGGGCCCAGGAUGCUGCUGCUCAGCUCGCUAACAUCCCCAGUGGCCAGAGCCCGGCCUCCCAGAGUGCCUCAACAACAGGGCCACUGUUGGGGGAAGGAAGCACGGACACCAUCUCAGCCGACCAAGGAGGACCAGCUGUACAGUACACCAAAAGAGGUCCACAGCUGUCUAUGGGAAAGCAAGAGGCCUUUGAGACCUUCAUAAGGGACCAUGAGGACCAUCAGACCAUUGAGGACAACAAGGAGCUACUGAAACAAAGGUCAGCCGAGGCCAGGAGAAUUGGGCAGAAACUGAAUGAGGCCAGAAACCGAAUAAAUGAGCUGAAGAAGCAGUUAGCUUUGCAGAGGAGGCAGAGGGCGGCCCUUGGUGUAACAGAGAAUCGCCCAGAGGUCGAGGAGGAGGUUGACCCGGUGGAAGAAAACCUGUGCAAACACAUAGAGCAAGAGAAAAAGGCUUACAAGAGCACCAUUGGUUGUCUCAAAGCACUGAGGACAGAGAUUGAGCACCUGCAGCUGUUGUUGGAGAGGUCGAAGGUCAAGCUCCAGAGAGACUUCCACAAAUGGUGGAGCCAGGAGGCUUCCAGCGUGCAGGAGUCAGAGAACCCAUCCAGAUGUCAUGCAGGGUCGCUACGCGGAACCUUGCGGCCGUCUUCGCCUAGCACUCCAGGAUUUCGUUCACCUGGUCUGAGCAGCAGUGAGAGGGAGUCUCCAGCCGACCCGGAACCAAAACCGGACUGUUCCAUCGCUGUUCAAGACCUCAGAAGGUUCGUCCCUAAAAGCGUCCCCCCCUCUGCAGCUGUCCCUGCAGGACACGAUGAGUCCACGGACCGGAGGGCGACUGACUUCACUCCUUCAUCUGAGUGGAGGGACCUCUCCACCACCAAGCUCUCAUCCGCCUCUAUUCCCCUGACUGGAGACCAGCAGACUGAUGCUGACAUCCUGGCCUUUGUCAGAGCGAGGCAAAACCUCCUGAGCAGAACAGGCCAACCUCAGUAAUACCAUGAAGUUCUGAUGAGGGCCUGAAGUUAUCGUCAUCUGACUACUUGUACCACCUCAACAUCUGUCCUAAAAUGAGACACUAUCGCGAAAAGAUAGACUGUCAAACAAGAUGUGUGAAGAAAUGAACUUACCAGAUCAAAACAUACUAGCUUAUGAAAAAAAAGAUCCCGACACCAGCCUCACACUCCUGACACUUUAUUUGCACACACACACACUUGUUGGCCUCCAGGAGAGUAUGCCAUUGACAUAAUGUGUAGCAGUAUAAAUCACAGCCCGUGCGGGCCAUUUGAUCUGAACAAAUGUUGUCUCAAGAUAUCAGAGGAAGGAGCGGGCAACUGGAAACCAGUUGGCUCCAGUAUGUGUUUAAAGAAGAAAAUCGUCACACAGGAAGUUUCC
Messenger RNA from Anoplopoma fimbria (sablefish), 2865 nucleotides. RefSeq names its product kinesin family member 6 (gene kif6). The record is from RefSeq and is a predicted model, not a curated record. The transcript has 23 exons. The coding region runs from base 1 to 2466 and encodes 821 amino acids. Gene Ontology annotation, biological process: microtubule-based movement; mitotic spindle organization. Gene Ontology annotation, molecular function: ATP binding; microtubule motor activity; microtubule binding. NCBI's taxonomy places the organism in Eukaryota, Metazoa, Chordata, Actinopteri, Perciformes, Anoplopomatidae.